Messenger RNA from Nematostella vectensis (starlet sea anemone), 3819 nucleotides. Its product is annotated as ubiquitin carboxyl-terminal hydrolase 48. Lineage: Eukaryota; Metazoa; Cnidaria; Anthozoa; Actiniaria; Edwardsiidae. The transcript is spliced from 32 exons. The coding region runs from base 115 to 3669 and encodes 1184 amino acids. The record is from RefSeq and is a predicted model, not a curated record. Gene Ontology annotation, cellular component: cytosol; nucleus. Gene Ontology annotation, molecular function: cysteine-type deubiquitinase activity; cysteine-type endopeptidase activity. Gene Ontology annotation, biological process: protein deubiquitination.
GAAUAUUACGCGCAAGUGCUCACGGGUAGGGUGUUUAAUCCAGCAGUUCACUGGUGUAUCUUAUGCGCGCGCAGUUAAAAGCGCGCGGGGAAUACAACAAUCAAAAAAUCCAAUAUGGCGCGCGGUGCCACAGAUAAAGUGAGAAAACCGCGAGAAAAAACUCCGAGGACGAAGAAACUAGAAGCUUGGUCGUGGGUCGAGGAAACAGAUCUUAAAGAUAUUACAUUGGAGCAUAUAGAGACUGUCUAUUGUACAAAGAAAUCCGCGUGUCCCCUGGGUUCUUGCAGGGUUAACUGUAAGUUCAAUCCCAACUGCCUGAACAACCUUGGAGAAAAGAUGUGGCUCAGUGAGAUAAAAGAUGACUAUUGGCACACAUGUGAGGACCCGGAAAAUGAGAAGAGAGGAGAGAAAGCGUUUGUAGGUUUGAAAAACCUUGGAGCCACAUGCUAUGUCAACACAUUUUUACAGCUUUGGUUCCACAAUCUGCAAUUAAGGUCUGCUGUGUACCAGUGGGUUGCUGCAAAUGAUGAUGCCAGCUCUACCCCAGUCAAGAGCCUUUCUGAAAUAGCUGACCCUACUUUAAAUACUGAAGACAAAACUGAGGUAGAUCAUUCCUCUCAACCCAAAGAGCAAACUGGCAGCAGUGAUUCAAGAGGGCUUCCCCCUCUUCUUCCAUCAAGUGCUCUGACCUGCUCUGGGAGCUCCAUCUGUGCUCAUCUACAAGUAAUCUUUGCACAGUUACAAUACAGUAUCAGGAGGUAUAUCGACCCAAUGCCAUUGAUUCAUGCCUUAGGAUUAGACACUGCACAACAGCAGGAUGCUCAAGAGUUCAGCAAGCUUUUCAUGUCACUUCUGGAGUCUACACUCUCGCAUCAGUCAAACCCAGAAGUUCAAGGUGUCAUCCAAAAGCAGUUUGGUGGAGACUACAUCUAUGUUACUAAAUGCGACAAGUGUGGAACUGAGUCCAAACGACCAUCAAGGUUUUAUGAGCUCGAUCUGAACAUUCAGGGCCACUCUUCAUUGAAUCAGUGUAUCAAGGAAUUUCUCAAGGAAGAAAAACUGGAUUGUGACAACCAAUACUUUUGCACUCAGUGUCAGAGCAAACAAGAUGCUCGACGAUACAUUGAACUAAAGCACCUUCCACCAGUACUCAACCUGCAAUUACUGCGCUUUGUAUUCGACAGGAAAACUGGCUAUAAGAAGAAACUGCAUAGUUUUGUGCAAUUUCCUGAUGAGCUGGACAUGAGCAACAUUUUAAGGGACAAAUAUCAAGGUGAUUUAAGUACAGUGUAUGAGCUGUCAGCAGUGCUGAUGCAUCAUGGGAGCAGUGCAUACUCAGGCCAUUAUGUUGCUCAUAUCCGUGAUAACAAGACCAAGUCAUGGUAUAAGUUCAAUGAUGAAGAUACAGAGAAAAUGCAAAGUAAGCUAAAGCUGACUGGAGAUGAUGAAAGCUCAGAACCAGGAGAGAAACCCAUUAGGAAACCCAAGUGUGCUAAAGGCUUCCACACCUCAAGGAAUGCUUACAUGUUGGUUUAUACUCGCCGAAAUGAAGUUGAGCCUGAAGAGGAACAUGUGCACGCACCCAUACAACUCCAGGAACUAGUCGCCAAGGAUAACUCCGUGUUUGAGGCAUGGACCCGUGAGAUGGAUGCCAUCAAGGAAAGUAUGAUAACAGAGGGUAAGAUGAACCAGGCUGAGAUCAGGUCAAUUUACGAGAUGCUCCCAGCUGCCACAACAGAUUAUGCCGAGUGGGUCUCCACUGAUUGGCUUAGAAAAUGGUUGAGUGACAAGUACAAAGCCACGCCCCCUAUCGAUAACUCUUCUCUACUCUGCUGUCACGGGCGAUUGAGCCCUGAGAAAUAUCAAUACUCAAAGAGGAUAAGUUGUAAAGCUGCAGAUGUCCUGUACACGAAAUACGGUGGCGUACCCAGACUUCAGAGGGACUCCAUGUGUCGCGAAUGUGUCCAGCGCAAGUGUCGAAGCAUACAGUUCCGGCUAAGACUGAAUGAAGACGACAAAGUAAUCAAGGCUCUUAACAAGCCCUCACACAAGAUCUCCACGACCAGUGAUGACCUAUGGUACUGGGUUGGCAAGAGCUCAUUACAAAGCUGGAAAAAGCUGGCUAUUCUAGAGCAAGAAGCGCAGGAAUCGGUGUGUGACGCCUCCGUGAUCUCCAUACCAUCUGCGGCACCUCAUACCACAUCUAAUGGCGAGUCGAAUGAGGAUAAAACGUGCAAGAACACCGCUAAACGAACCGCAGAUAGUAUGUCCGAUGCUAAGACUAGCGCCGAUAAAGAGGAUACUGCUAAUAAUGGAAAGAGACUGCGUGUGAGUCAGUGCGGGCGCGAGAUUGAGCGCAUUCUCAAAGGGCAGAGUAGUGGUGAGGAACUUAGUGCGCCUGAAGUUCCAGGCAAUGCUAUUACUAGUGUGCAGGCAGUAGCUGGUGGCGGCGCUACUAGUCAGCUGAAUGGGCACAGAAAGGAGGACGAGGAGGAGAGGGCUAGUUCUCAGGGGGACUCGAUCACUGAAGACGACGACGAUAGUGGCAUCACCAAGUUCAAUGAGGAUUUACUAUGUGAACACGACUGUCUGUCGACAAGCGAGUCGUGCCGCCGUCUAGUGCCGGCCAGCAUCUGGCGCAGAUUACGAUCAUACUUCAGCUUCGCCCGCGAGUUCGACGCUACAAGCCCCACGUGCGCGCAGUGCCAAACUCGCAACGAGGAUGAGCGAAAGACGGCAGCGCAAUACAAGACGCAGGCAGCGCAGGAGAGAAGCGCCCUGGCCAAUCUAUAUUAUAACAGACAAAGACCAACAUGUCCAAGUCAGGAUACACCCGACACUUUCUUCUAUAUAGUAGCGAAUGAAUUUCUGGACCCGUGGAGAUCUUUUUUAAGGAGUCCGAUUCGAUGUGGUCGUCCUCGUGGGAUCACCAACGCCCCAUUGCUGUGUCCACACGACCACCUCAUGUUCAGCCCAGAAGCCAUUGGUGUGGUACAGGAUGAAGAACUCGCGUUCUUGUAUCAACACGAGUGGGACACGCUUACCCAGUUUUACAGCUUCGAUCACGUGAUCAAGGUGACCAAUGAGAAGGAAGAAAACGGAGGGUAUAGACUGGGCACUAGUCCAGAUGUCUGUCUAGAGUGCCAAGCAGCGCGUAUAGAGGAAAAGGAGCGCGAAUGCGAAAAUUACCGCCAUGCCACCAUCUACGUGCGCAAGCUCACGCAAGACCAUGACGCCGAGGCCGUACAGAAUGAGUUUGACGAAAGCAAAGAUUGCAUCGACCUUGAUAAGCCCCAAGACCCCGACUUUUCGUCGAGCAGCUGUAAACGACCUCGUCUAAGUACGGACGGCUCUCGGAGAAGCUCAAGACAUCGGAAGCAGCGAGGGGAAAUCUCCUUGGUAGUUCACUCGACCCAGUCACUUCGAGACGUCAAACUGGAGUUGAUGAAGGCGUUCUCCGUGAUGCCGAUGGACCAGCAUCUGUCUUUGAAAGGCGUUCAACUUACUGAUGACGAGGCUAUGAUAGGUCGGCUUGGCAUCCGACCAGGCUGCUUAUUAUUACUCAAGACUGACGAGCCGACGGAGGCCGCGCACGCAGACUCGUACUUACCCGUGGGCUCCGCUCCCGAAGAGGGGUUCAAAGGCACGGGUCUACUUGGUCACUCUUAGCUGGACUCACCCUGUUACCAGGUCACGGACUGAAACCAUUCCCAGAUAAUUUUGAUUAAUAAUAAUUAUUAUUAUUAUUAUGACCAUGACAUGUAGAAUUAGCAGCAGAAAUGCUAAAUAAAGUAAUUCCCUAUUUGUGUCAGGGAAGCU